AUGACUGUCUAUAAUCUUCCUGAUGAUAUAACAUUUACGAAAACUAUCAUUACACCAGGUCAUGGGCUCUAUGCGCCCAAUGAAGGGUCUAAUUGUAAAGUAAUUAUUAAAUUUUCACCAACAGAUUAUGUGUUAAAUGAAAAUAAAUAUAACGAUCUUCUUCCAUUGAAUGAAGAAAUAAACAUUCAUCUUGGAUUUUAUUCAACAGUAAUAAGUAAUUAUGUACACAAAUGCUUAGUAACAAUGAAACAAAAUGAGUUAUCUCAAUUAGAUUUUGAUUAUUCUUCUCAUACUGAUGAAAAUCAAACAAUAAAAAUUGUCAUACAUUUAAUUUCAUUUGAACGCUUUCCAGAAAUAUAUUCCAUGUCAAUCGACAAUCUUUAUAAUUUUGCUUUAAAGCAUAAAGAAAAUGCAAAUAAAUUUUUUCAACAUAAAAAUUAUUGUCAAGCUUUUAAACUUUAUCAUCGUUCAUUGUGUUAUGUAUUAAAUUUUAUUAAUGAACAACCAAUAGAUGAACAUAAUGAAAUUUUAGAAAAUUUCAAUCAACUUAUUUUAUCAAUCUAUUCAAAUAUAUCAGCAUGUCAAUUAAUUUAUGGAAAUAACAUAAAUGUUAUUGCAAAUUGUUCAUCAGCACUUGAAAUCAAUCCUAAAUAUGUGAAAGCAUUAUAUCGACGUGGUUGUGCUUAUGCAAAUUUGAAAGAUUAUGAAUUAGCAUUAAAAGAUAUUGAAUUAGCAAAUAAAAUUCAACCACACGAUGAGAAAAUAGAAAAUUUAUUCAAAACAGCAAAACAAAGAUUAGAAGAAUAUAAUAAAACAUUAGGAAACUCAUUAAAACAUUUAUUUUAA
This is a messenger RNA of Rotaria socialis, 846 nucleotides long. Lineage: Eukaryota; Metazoa; Rotifera; Eurotatoria; Philodinida; Philodinidae. The record is from the annotation of a GenBank genome assembly.